GGGCUCUUAAACCUUUUGACACAGUAGUUACGACUAGAUCAUCGGACUGUUAAUCCUCCAUAAUGUUGACAUUAAAGAACAUAAGUAAAAUUCAUUUGAUCAGCUUACGAGCAUAUAGUUCUAAAGUGAAAUUAAAUGAUGUUGUUAUCGUUAGUGCUGUCAGAACACCUAUUGGAUCAUUUUUAGGAGGACUAUCUAAUGUACCUGCACCAAAACUUGGAGCUGCUGCUAUACAAGCAGCUGUAGAACGUGCUGGGGUUUCAAAGGAGCAAGUUACAGAAGUUUAUAUGGGAAAUGUUUGUCAAGCUUUCGAGGGCCAAGCACCAGCAAGACAAGCUACAUUGUUUGCAGGUUUUCCUAAAUCAACAAUAUGCACAACAGUCAACAAAGUUUGUGCAAGUGGUAUGAAAAGCAUUAUGCUUGCUUCUCAGACAUUGCAAUGUGGACAUCAAGAGAUUGUUCUUGCCGGUGGUAUGGAAUCCAUGUCUAAUGUACCAUUCUAUCUUGCACGAGGAGAAACUAAGUAUGGUGGUAUGAAACUUGAGGAUGGUAUUGUGUUUGAUGGUUUAACCGAUGUUUACAACAAAUGCCAUAUGGGCAAUUGUGCAGAAAAUACCGCUAAAAAAUUAAAUAUCACACGGAACGAGCAAGAUGAAUAUGCUGUUAAUAGUUAUAAACGCAGUGCUGCAGCUUAUGAAAAUAAAGUAUUUCAAGGAGAACUUAUUUCAGUUAAUGUACCACAAAAAAAAGGCAAACCUGAUAUUACAUUUAACGAGGACGAAGAAUAUAAAAGAGUGGAUUUUUCUAAAUUUAAUAAAUUAAAUACAGUUUUCCAGAGAGAAAAUGGCACAGUGACGGCUGGAAAUGCAUCAACCUUAAAUGAUGGAGCUGCUGCAUUAAUUUUAACUACUACAAAUGUUGCUCAGAAAAUGAAUCUCAAACCUUUAGCGCGAGUUGUUGCAUUCCAAGACGCGGCAACUGAUCCUAUCGAUUUUCCAAUUGCACCAUCUUUUGCAAUUCCUAAAUUACUAGAAAACGCUGGACUGAAUAAAAAUGACGUAGCCCUUUGGGAGAUCAACGAAGCUUUUAGCGUGGUUGUGGUCGCAAAUCAAAAAUUACUCGAUCUUGACCCUAGUAAAAUAAAUGUACACGGCGGUGCUGUGUCUCUUGGCCAUCCUAUCGGGAUGUCUGGAGCUCGCAUUGUAGUACAUUUAGUACAUGCUUUGAAGACUGGGGAAAAGGGUGUUGCAUCUAUCUGUAAUGGAGGUGGUGGCGCCUCUUCAAUUUUAAUUGAAAAAUUGUGUCAUCCGAUAUCUUCCCCGCCGACAUUAACGUUAUACACGAAACAUCCGUGUCCGCUUUGCGACAUUUUAAAAAAUGAAUUGCAAACACAUUUUUCUGGUCAGUAUCAACUGCAAGAAGUUGACAUUACAGCCCCAGGAAACGAAAGAUUUCUUAAACUAUACAGAUACGAUAUUCCAGUUCUGUUUUUGGAGGGGCAGUUUCUUUGCAAGCACCGUUUAGAUACGGAGUAUUUAGAGAGAAGAUUGGCAGACUUAAUCUCGUCAACAAGAAGUGAUAAAUAUUAGUAUAAUUAAUAAAUAUAAAUAUGAAUUAAAAGGAAGAGAGAUAAUAAACAUUAAUUUUGGGGGGUCCCCUUCGAUCGAGACCUCGGGCAGACGACUUUUUUCGCAUUUCGUAUUUAUUUAAAGUGUUAAGGAUACAUUAGAUGCCUUAUUACACUACCAAAUGUUGUUAAAUUAAUAUAAACAUGCAACCUU
This is a messenger RNA of Hylaeus volcanicus, 1781 nucleotides long. RefSeq names its product acetyl-CoA acetyltransferase, mitochondrial (gene Acat1). Gene Ontology annotation, molecular function: acetyl-CoA C-acetyltransferase activity. The transcript has 10 exons. Lineage: Eukaryota; Metazoa; Arthropoda; Insecta; Hymenoptera; Colletidae. Bases 63 to 1589 code for a protein of 508 amino acids. Gene Ontology annotation, biological process: fatty acid beta-oxidation. The record is from RefSeq and is a predicted model, not a curated record.